This is a messenger RNA of Uncinocarpus reesii 1704, 1161 nucleotides long. RefSeq lists its product as uncharacterized. The record is from RefSeq and is a predicted model, not a curated record. The coding region runs from base 1 to 1161 and encodes 386 amino acids. The transcript is spliced from 3 exons. Lineage: Eukaryota; Fungi; Ascomycota; Eurotiomycetes; Onygenales; Onygenaceae.
AUGGCAGCUGCAGAUACCCUCACCCCAAUAUUUCCCCCCGCACUCCCAGCCCAUGUGCCCUCGCGCUCCUUGAGACUUCACAACGGUAAAACAAAACCGGCCGAUAACAGCGGAGAUUCUAUCGAACAACCUGAAAGCGUUCAGUUCGACGCAAGCAAACAUCUUAGCUUCAUUCCGCCUUCCAAAGUAUAUUCCAUGAAAGAAUUAGGAUAUAAGGAUGAAGUCGGCGUGUCCCCUGUCGGUGUUUCCGAACCUUUUCCGUUAUUCUCCGCAGAAGCCGUCAAGCAGAUGCGUAAGGAGGUGCUGAGCGAGAAUGUUUGGAGCCAUUACAAGUUCUCAAGCAAUAUCGCUCAGUGUCAAUUGAGAGGCUUCGCUGCAGAAUUCGCUCCGUUUGUGUACGAUGCUUGGAAAAGUCCCAAAACUUUAGACAUAAUCUCGAAGAUCGCUGGGAUCGACCUGGUUCCGGUGAUGGAUUGGGAAAUAGGGCAUAUUAAUAUCUCUAUUCAGUCAGAGGAACAGAAGAACAAAGGCCUGGUGGAUGCAGCCAAGAAAGCCCAGGAUGGGGACGAGGAGGAGCAGAUGCCUAUAGUCGAUUGGCAUACCGAUAGCUAUCCUUUUGUUUGCGUUCUCAUGUUAAGCGAUUGCACUAGUAUGAUCGGAGGAGAAACUGCUCUUCGGAAAGGGGACCGAAGUAUUCUAAAAGUCAGGGGUCCACAGAUGGGUUGUGCGGUUGUACUUCAAGGGCGAUAUAUCGAGCAUGUCGCAUUGCGUGCACUUGGUUCGACUGAGCGCAUCACCAUGGUAACGUCAUUCCGGCCCCGUUCUCCAGUGUUGCCAGAUGACACGGUCCUCACCACGGUGCGUGCCGUGUCAGAUUUGUCGGAGCUUUAUUUCCAAUUUAGCGAGUACAGGCUGGAAAUGCUUGAGGAAAGGAUUCGCCUCAAGUUGAAGGAGAUACGCGACAAGAGGCGAGCCAGUCGACCUUUUGAUACUCACAAGCUAAAGCAAUUUUUGGGGGAACAGGAGAGGUUUUUGGCCCAUAUGAACAUAGAAAUGGUGGACGAAGAUAGAGUCACUAGGGGCUUCACGGACGACAGCCAUCUGCUCUCAGAGGAUCUCAAGGAACGUUCAAGGAAGCGGUCUCGCACUACAGUCGAGUAG